CUGCAGACGGUCACAUGAAGCUAGAAAUGCACCCCACCUUCUCCGCAGCAUGCGUUCGCGCGACUGAUGUGCAUCGCCACAAGCUUGAAGCUUCAAGACCGGAAAUAAUCCGCUCUUAGAUGGAGCUUAGUGAGUUGGUGAUAGUUCGAAGACAGAGUGAUGAGAAGAAGGCUGCAAGUCUAUCAUGGCGCCGCUGAGGAGUUGGCUAAACAUCGAGUCGAGCUCAGACUUCUCGAUCGCUAACAUACCUUUCGGCAUCAUUUCCACUGCUGUCGAUCCAUUACCGCGUGUCGCAACAGCCAUCGGUUCACUCGCGCUCGAUCUGCAUGCUUUUGCACAAGGCAAUGGCUUCGCAAGGCUCUCAACGAUACAGCCGCAUCAGUCAGUCUUCUCCCAACCAACGCUGAAUGCAUUUGCAGCUCUAGGACGACCCAUGCACCGAGUGUGUCGCGAGUACAUCCAAAGCAUCCUGCUUGAGGACGGACCGUUUCCGGAUGUCUUCCAGAACAAUCACGCCCUUCAACAAAGCGCAUUAAUCCCGCUAGAGGAAUGCCGGAUGCAUCUUCCGAUGCAGAUUGGUGAUUACACCGACUUCUACGCAGGACUACACCAUGCAUACAAUGUCGGUGUGCUUUUCCGUGGACCACAAAAUGCGCUUCAGCCUAACUACAAGCAUCUACCAGUGGGUUACCAUGGCCGAGCGAGCAGUGUUGUUGUGUCAGGAACCCCAGUCAGAAGACCGAAUGGACAGAUCUUGCUCGAUCCGACCGCCGAGCCAAAGCAGCCCGUUCUCAGUCCUUGCCAUAAAUUGGACAUUGAACUCGAGCUAGGGUGCUUCGUGUGUAAGCCGUCAAAGCUAGGUGAACCUGUCGCAAUCGGGAAGGCGGCCGACUAUCUCUUCGGUCUGGUCUUGCUGAACGAUUGGUCAGCUAGAGACAUCCAAGCAUGGGAGUACGUUCCUCUCGGACCGUUCACAUCGAAGAGUUUCUGCACGACCAUCUCUCCAUGGGUUGUCCUCAUGGAUGCACUAGAGCCAUUUGCAACACACGGCUUGAAGAAUGAUGCCGAGGUUCUCCCGUACUUGGACGAGAAGGACCGCAAGGCGCACUACGCCAUUGAUCUCUCCGUCUCACUGACCACAGCUUCCGACAAGAGUACCGUCAUAUCGACAACAUCAGCAAAAAACCUCCUGUUCUCAUUUCCGCAAAUGCUCACUCAUCAUACAAUUGGCGGCUGCCCAUUCAAUGUGGGUGAUCUGCUAGGGUCUGGAACAAUCAGUGGCGAAUCAGCAUCAGGGAAAGGCUGCUUGCUGGAGCAGACCGAGAACGGGAAGGUGGCAGUCCAGCUUGAAGGUGGCGAACAGCGGAGUUUCCUGCAGGACGGGGAUAUUAUCACCUUGACUGGGAGAUGUAUUGGAGAAAACGGUGCCAUCGUUGGUUUUGGGAGCUGUACAGGUCGGAUCGAGCCUGCGCUCAAGUUGUGAUAGCUAAGCGAACAGGCACCGAGGCUAUCAGGAGAGCGCCGUCCUCUGAUCUGUCUCCGGCGGACCUUCAUCCAACAGAUUCCGUAGUUGUAUGUUUCUUUGAGCAGGGCACAAGAAUCUCGCGUUCUGUGGUUGCGAGCAUGGCGGAGGCGUUCCGCGUCUGGAUCCCUGUCAAUCGAAGCAAUUCCGCCAGCGUAGAUCAUGCUGUCUUCACAGGAGAUUCUCAGAGUUGGAGGCCUAGUCCGUUUCCGCCUGCUCCACGUACAGCGGAAUAUGCGCCUCCAGAUGUUGCUGCGCUUUCCGUGGAGAGCGCCU
Baudoinia panamericana UAMH 10762 is the source of this 1798-nucleotide messenger RNA. RefSeq lists its product as uncharacterized. The coding region runs from base 185 to 1483 and encodes 432 amino acids. Gene Ontology annotation, biological process: L-phenylalanine catabolic process; homogentisate catabolic process; L-tyrosine catabolic process. The record is from RefSeq and is a predicted model, not a curated record. Lineage: Eukaryota; Fungi; Ascomycota; Dothideomycetes; Mycosphaerellales; Teratosphaeriaceae. Gene Ontology annotation, molecular function: fumarylacetoacetase activity. The transcript has 2 exons.